Molecule: messenger RNA, 1683 nt
Organism: Saccostrea echinata
Lineage: Eukaryota; Metazoa; Mollusca; Bivalvia; Ostreida; Ostreidae
Exons: 3
Coding region: 1-1683 (560 amino acids)
Molecular function (GO): zinc ion binding
Source: RefSeq, a predicted model, not a curated record
AUGUCUGUGAACCUUGAAAUGGACACUUCAGUAUUCAGCAACCAGUGUAAAAUACGACAAUGUUCCCAGUGUCAGGGGGAUGUUGAAUUCUACUGUAACACGUGUAAACAUAAUCUGUGUAUACAGUGUAAAGAGAAACAUGUUAUUGAUCUAGAUACCAUAUACCAUGAUGUUGUGUUUUAUCGUGAAAAAAAUGACUACAUCCAAAAACAAGAGACCUGUGUGAGACAUCCAGACAUGGUCUAUAGACGAUACUGCAAUUCAUGUAAAAUUCCUGUCUGCUUUAAAUGUAGAGAACACUUGAAACACAAAUUACAGGACUUAAUAUCAGCAUAUAAAAAAUACCGACAACAAUACAGAGAAACUAUUGACAACAUCAGAAGUGAGACUCUCUAUAACAGCUGUGUUCUCCUUGACGGAAUCAAAACCGAUUUAAAAAUUGUUCACAAGGAAAUUUUCAACAGUCAAUCAGAGAUGUCAACAAAAGCCGCUAGAUUAAAGAAGAUAAUUGACACUGUGAUAUGUGAUGCUAAAAUUGGAUAUAGAACAUACCUUCAUAGAUUUCUAAUCCUGAAAAGGAAAAUAAAUGCGCAUCAUGUCAUCAUAGAAAACUAUGAAUACUUAUUUGAACUGUCAGCAUACAGACCUGUAAGAUUCCUCUUAUUUCUAAAGAAAACCCGCGUCCCUAAGAAAAAGGACAGUCCUGAUCUCACACAGUACGCUCUGCUCUCCCUGACCGAAGAAAUCAGCAUUAAGGUUGUGAUUAAAUUACUGAAUGAAUUCCAAAUGAUGGAUAGAAGAAAAAGACAAGUAAGAAAUGAAUGUGUGCUAAAACUGAUGUCUACACCCGUGUUUCACAAAUAUGUCACGGUGACAAGUGCCAGUAGUGUAACACACAUUUCUCGUGCGACGUCAGACCGAUUCUGGACCAGUGAUGAUAAAAAUCUCAUCUUGAUAAACACAGAAGGCAAGGAUCAUCAAAUUAAAAAACUAUCUAAAGAUGACAGAACAAAGAUAUCAUUUAUAAAGAAUACGAAAUCAUGGGACCCACAAUGUGUCUACUGCUCCCCCUCCAAUGGAGAUCUUCUGGUCGGAAUGUGGAAUACUCGUACAUUUAAAGAAGGCAAGGUAACAAGAUAUAAUAAAAUGGGACAAGACAUACAGACAAUACAACACAACAACACAGGUAAAGUACUGUACAUGCAUCCUAGAUACAUCACAGAGAACCUUAAUGGAGAUGUUAUUGUGUGUGACUUUUACCGUGCUGUAGUGGUGACAAAGCGUGGAGGAGGGUAUCGCUUCUCCUACAAAGGACCUUCCUCAGAAUUACCGAUGACACCAUAUGGAAUAUGUACAGACGCAUUGUCAAACAUUCUAGUUUGUGAACGUUUCACUAGCACAAUCCAUAUGAUUGACAAGGACGGCUGCUUCCUGUCAAUGAUAGAGACAUACGAACAAGGAAUAGACAAUCUAUGCUGCUUGAGUUAUGAUUACAAAACUCAUCUUUUAUGGGAUUCUUCACCUGUGUACGAGGCCACUUACGACGGUGAGAAGUUUGUUCAGCUGUUGCUCAUCGCCUUCAGCAAGGCAUUCUAUCAUAUUAAUCACAAUAUGUUAUUGGGGAAAAAAGGAAAUAACGGCGUACAGCCAGAAGCUUUCUGUCCAACCAUCAACAACAAGUGA